AUGGUUCAGGCGGCCUGUAACGGCUCUUCUCCGAAACCAUGCGAGUCAACCCUACCGUGUAAGGAGGAAACCGGAUGGAGGAGGGUUAUUCGCAACUUCACGCCUUCAUGGUUUGCAGUCAAUAUGGGCACUGGUAUCGUGUCCAUACUACUACAUAACCUUCCAUAUAAUGCGAUAUGGCUCCAGUAUAUAUCGUAUAUAUUCUUUGGGCUCAAUGUCGUUCUCUUCACUGUGUUUACUGCCUUGUCCAUCGCUCGAUACACUUUGUACCCAACCAUCUGGUCUGCCAUGAUCUCACAUCCUGGCCAGUCUCUGUUCCUUGGCUGCUUCCCUAUGGGACUUGCGACUAUCAUAAAUAUGAUGGUGUUCAGCUGUAAGCACUGGGGUGACUGGGUUAUCUAUCUAGCCUGGAGCUUAUGGUGGUUCGACGUCUGGAUUUCCGUCGCUACUUGCGUCAGCAUGCCCUUUAUAGUCAUGCACCGCCAUCGUCCUGGCCUCGAAAACAUCACUGCGGCUCUGCUGCUUCCAAUUGUACCGGCUGUCGUUGCAGCCGCAACGGGCGGCAUAGUUGCUGAGGAGCUCGCCAACCACAACCACGCUCUGACGACUAUGAUAGCCUCUUAUGUACUUUGGGGAAUUGGGGAAUCAUUCUCGGCUAUUGUGCUGGCGCUAUACUUCCACCGACUCACGAUCCAUUCCAUCCCACCUAAGGAGGUUAUUGUCAGCGUCUUCCUACCAAUAGGACCUCUUGGACAAGGAGGAUUCGGAAUCCAGCAGCUUGGAAAGGUGGCCAUGCACGUGGUUCCCAAGAGUAAUGCCUUUGGCGAAGUUGCUGUGCGAGCUGGCGAGAUGUUGUAUGUUCUAGGGGUCUUCUUUGGUAUUGUGAUGUGGGGGUUUGCACUCGUGUGGCUGUCCUUCGCACUUAUCAGCAUCGCUAUGAUGCCAAAUGUACCACGCAAUUUGGGAGCUUGGGGUUAUACGUUUCCACUCGGUGUGUUGGCAACGUGCUCCAAUGCUCUAGCGGAGAAUCUUGACAGUGAUUUUUUCAAGGUUGCUACGAUGAUCAUCUCGCUCGCGGUUGUCUUACUAUGGGUUGUUGUUGCGACCCGAACUAUUAAGCUUGCCAUCACAGGAGAAAUGUUUCAUGCGCCUUGUUUGAAGGACCUUCGAGAGAAGUCACAAGCUGCGGGAUCAGAUAGAAGAGUUUAG
This is a messenger RNA of Fusarium poae, 1209 nucleotides long. RefSeq lists its product as uncharacterized. The coding region runs from base 1 to 1209 and encodes 402 amino acids. The record is from RefSeq and is a predicted model, not a curated record. Gene Ontology annotation, cellular component: plasma membrane. Gene Ontology annotation, biological process: transmembrane transport; sulfite transmembrane transport. NCBI's taxonomy places the organism in Eukaryota, Fungi, Ascomycota, Sordariomycetes, Hypocreales, Nectriaceae. The transcript has 4 exons. Gene Ontology annotation, molecular function: sulfite transmembrane transporter activity.